Molecule: messenger RNA, 1581 nt
Organism: Prionailurus viverrinus (fishing cat)
Lineage: Eukaryota; Metazoa; Chordata; Mammalia; Carnivora; Felidae
Gene: STX18
Product: syntaxin 18
Exons: 11
Coding region: 91-1098 (335 amino acids)
Biological process (GO): retrograde vesicle-mediated transport, Golgi to endoplasmic reticulum; intracellular protein transport
Cellular component (GO): SNARE complex; membrane; endoplasmic reticulum
Molecular function (GO): SNAP receptor activity
Source: RefSeq, a predicted model, not a curated record
CCGGUCCCCCGGCGGCCGGGAGGGCGCACGCCGCCGUCGCAAACUGCUGACGUGGGCCGGCCGGGAAGGGGGUCGGGGGUGUGGGUCGCCAUGGCGGUGGAUAUCACGCUGCUGUUCCGGGCCAGCGUCAAGACCGUGAAGACGCGCAACAAAGCCCUGGGAGUGGCGGUGGGCGGCGGGGCUGACGGCAGCCGCGACGAGCUGUUCCGCCGGAGCCCCCGGCCCAAGAGCGACUUCUCCAGCCGGGCGCGGGAAGUGAUUUCACACAUUGGCAAACUGAGAGAUUUUCUCCUGGAACACAGGAAAGAUUACAUUAAUGCUUAUAGCCACAUCAUGUCUGAGUACGGGAGGAUGACAGACACAGAGCGAGACCAGAUAGACCAGGACGCUCAGACGUUCAUGAGGACCUGCUCUGAAGCGAUUCAGCAACUGCGAACACAAGCCCACAAGGAGAUACACUCCCAGCAAGUGAAGGAGCACAGGAGUGCCGUUUUGGAUUUCAUUGAAGAUUACUUGAAAAGAGUUUGUAAACUUUACUCAGAACAAAGAGCCAUCCGAGUUAAGCGAGUGGUGGAUAAGAAGAGACUAUCUAAGCUGGAACCGGAACCAAGGACAAAGACCAGGGCAUCCGUGUCUUCUGAGAAAGUUUCACGGGAUCAUUCGCAAGACUCUGAAGAAAAAUCUGUCACUGAAGAAUAUCCAGAAAAGAUUCCGGCUGAAUCCCAACCCGAAUUGGGCACGUGGGGAGACGGCAAAGGUGAAGACGAAUUAUCCCCAGAAGAAAUACAGAUGUUUGAACAAGAGAACCAGCGCCUAAUUGGUGAGAUGAACAGCCUGUUUGAUGAAGUGAGGCAAAUCGAAGGGAGAGUGGUUGAAAUUUCCAGGCUCCAAGAAAUAUUCACAGAGAAGGUUUUACAACAGGAAGCCGAGAUCGACAGCAUUCACCAGUUAGUUGUGGGGGCGACUGAGAAUAUCAAGGAGGGCAACGAAGACAUCAGAGAGGCCAUCAAAAACAACGCCGGCUUCCGAGUGUGGGUGCUCUUCUUCCUGGUGAUGUGCUCCUUCUCCUUGCUCUUCCUGGACUGGUACGACAGCUAGUCUGCCCUGCACGCCCUGGCGCAUGGGGCGCUGUCAAGGGUCUCCGGCAUCGGACCAGGGCUGUGCCCAGAUCCUACCACGUUGGGGGGAGGGGGCGGUGGCAGAGCUACGUGCUCCCACAAAAGGGACACCCAGACCUGUGGUCUUAGCCCGUUUAGUAGCUGAAAAAGAAACUAAUGAACACAAAUUGACAGUGGACUGCGUGGCACUCCUGAGGCAGGGUGGAAGAGAGGGGGGUCGUUACUGGCUGCACCCAAACUGGUGGCCCACGUGGAGGGGCUGCCCGGAGGCGGGGCUCAGGGAGGCACCGACCUGGCCCUUCCAGUGGCUUAGGGAAGAGUGCUGGGUGAUAACUUCUCACGGCAAGCGACCAUCACUUAGUUUCCUGUAGCUUCUUGUCUGCCUGAGCCAAGUGCUGCAGAGUCGCUACGUUGUAGAAAACUCGCCUUUGCCUCACAAAUAUAAUAAAUGCAACUACGGUUA